CCUCCUCCUUCGUGGACCCAGUGUUUUCCACGCAGUGUGUUCUGGGCUCCAGCUGCCCCUCCUCACACUGUGCGCGGUUCCACUGGUGAAGACAUGUCAUUAGUGGAGCGGAUCUGCAGCGGACACUAGUGCUUCUGUUCUGCACACCAACAUGAAUGAGAUCAAGAUCGCCGUGUUGGGCAGCGAUGGGGUCGGGAAAUCAGCUCUGAUCGUCCGGUUUCUGACCAGGAGGUUCAUUGGCGAGUACGCAUCCACUACAGAGUGCAUCUACAGGAAGCGUCUGUCUGUGGAUGGCAGACACAUCAACCUGGAGCUCUAUGACCCCUGCACUCAGUCGUGUGAGGGGAAGUCCACAUUAAAUGACCAGAUCCACUGGGCUGACGGUUUCAUUGUGGUCUAUGACAUCAGCGACCGCUCCUCCUUCCUCACUGCCAAAGCCAUACUGCACUUAAUCAGAGAACUCCACAUGGGAGCUGCCAAAAGGGACCUGGACUCGCUGGUGUUUCUGGUGGGUAACAAACAGGACCUGUGCCACAUCAGAGAGGUUCGGCGUGAAGAAGCUCAGUGUGUGGCCUCAGAGUUUCGCUGCCAGUUCUAUGAGCUGUCAGCUGCUGAACACUACCAAGAGGUGGCGCUGAUAUUCUCCAAGAUGGUGCACAAUGUCAGCCUAGGCAGCAAGGCCAAGGAGCGCAGACGGCGGCCCAGCGGCUCCAAGUCCAUGGCCAAACUAAUCAACAAUGUCUUUGGCAAAAGGAGGAAAUCUGUGUGAACUGCUGUCAGUCUGGACUGUGAUGUACACCCAUUGCUCAGCUUUGUAUUUUUUUAUUGUGUUUGGCGUGGCUAGCAGUUAGCACCGUUGUGAUGCCUCUGUGUUUGAAGAGAUGUUAUUAUGAUAAUUCGCAGCACUCACCCACUGAACCAGUUGCUGCUUUUUUUCCCAGUAAAUCAUUGUUCUGCACUUGGAGAGCAUUGGAAACAUCUCAUGAGAGACUCGUCCUGCUUCAGAAAAAGCUCUGAACAUAAAAAAAUAGAGGGUUGCGCCCUUUUAUGUGGACAAACAGAUAAGUCUACAUUGUACCGAUUGACAUAAGUCUGUCUGAUGUGACUUGGGGAUUUGUCUUUAAUGUGUACUGAGUUUGUGUACCUGGGAUAUUAUUGUCCUAUCUGUGACAAAAUAAAACUGAGACUCUAACACCAGUGA
This is a messenger RNA of Sphaeramia orbicularis (orbiculate cardinalfish), 1201 nucleotides long. It is a transcript of the gene rergla, whose product is annotated as RERG/RAS-like a. Lineage: Eukaryota; Metazoa; Chordata; Actinopteri; Kurtiformes; Apogonidae. Gene Ontology annotation, molecular function: GTPase activity; GTP binding. The transcript has 5 exons. Bases 152 to 769 code for a protein of 205 amino acids. The record is from RefSeq and is a predicted model, not a curated record.